Bemisia tabaci is the source of this 4222-nucleotide messenger RNA. RefSeq lists its product as uncharacterized. Gene Ontology annotation, cellular component: plasma membrane. Gene Ontology annotation, biological process: triglyceride biosynthetic process. The record is from RefSeq and is a predicted model, not a curated record. NCBI's taxonomy places the organism in Eukaryota, Metazoa, Arthropoda, Insecta, Hemiptera, Aleyrodidae.
GAAGCAGUCGCGUUUUGGGGGAAGCAGCCUCAUAGUCACAUUUUAAAGCUUGAUUUUUUAACAUUUGCAAGUUUCUUUUUCAGUUAAGUUUAUAUUAACUAAUUAUUUUUUAUCAACUUAUUUUUAUUUAGUAAUAGAUAAGUGCAGGCUGUGAUCAAAGUGCUUCGUCGCCAAUGUAUGAAUGAGUGUGCUAGAAGCGACUGCUUGCAGGUUAUUUCAUUUGUUUUAGAAUUGAGAGAGUACGUAUCUGUUUCCCGUGCUCUGCAAAAUUAGUGCGAAUUUUUUCCGAAUCCAUGUGUCUAAAUUUGAAAUGUUCAUGAAAAGGCGUGCAGUGAUCAUUGGAUCGGAUUUUGAAUGAAUUGUGUUUUCCUCGUUUUCUAAAAAUCGUGACAAAUUCCGAGAAUUUAAAAUGUCUGGCGAUCAUGCCGGACACAGACACGCCGAGCACGGGCACGGAGAGGCAAAAAUGGAAGAUCUAGUCACCGGAAAGUUCCCUUUGGAUCAUGAAUUUAUUUUGGAAGCGGCGGAAGAGAAGGAGGCACUCCUCAGUCCAGUUUACACGUUCUUUGCAUUCGUAUUCACAUGCUGCUCGCUGCCAUUCGUUUUCUCCGUUUACUUUGGUGUAAAUUUUUGCAGACGCUUAUGGCUGAAACAUUUACAAAGGAAGUUCCCUGAUCUUGAGUUUGUAAAGAGAACGUCUUUGAGAACCGCUAUGGACACUAUACGCAACCAAGGUAUAGUUACCGUUUUGCUUCAAGUAAAGGGAAGCUGUAACGUAGCUCUGUUUCGACAGAAAAUUCAAGAAGAAAUUUUGAACAAACGCCACCCUAAUGGUAGGCUUUGUUUUCCUCACCUCACGUGUAAGCUUACCAGCAGGUAUGGAAGAUACGCUUGGAAGACCACGGUAGAUUUUAAUAUUGAGAAUCAUAUAUUAGUCGCAAAUACAACCCAGUACAAAGGCCGCUCUGUAUCGGAGGAUAAUAUUCAGGAGUUCGUGAGCGACAUCGUCUCGAAGUACCUGCCGACGGACAUACCCCCAUGGCAGAUCACCAUCAUCCCGGUGACCUCCUCCGACGAGGAGCGCAGCUACAUCCUCAUCCGGAUCCACCACAUCCUCCUCUCGGAGGACAACAUCAAGCUCGGGCACCUCCUCAUGCUCCAGCGGACCCGCGAAGACGAGGACACCGAGCAGGACUGGCCACUUCUUCGUCCCGACGACGAGCGGGACCUCGAGUCCAUCCAGGCCGUGCUAGAGAGCGCUACCGUCAAGCCCGCCGCCACCGUCCGCCUAUACGAACGCUUCUGCGAGUCCCUCACCAACGCCUGGAACGAGCUCGUUUACCAGUACGACCCGCUGGAGAAUCCCUGUGUGCUCAAGGCGCCGACGCUCUUCAACUACGCCAUCCUGUGCCUCAUAUCCGGGGUCUAUGUCAUCAAGGAUUAUUGCAAUUCUGGGAAGCAUGCUGUCGAGGCGCCCUCGAUUCGGGCCAUCGCUAGGAAGGAACUCAAGAGACGCAAGGUGAACUUCAGGCUGCUCCAAAAAUGCGUCUACAACACGAUCAACCCAUUCAACGUGUUCCUGCGCUCGAUCUCCAUCACGUGGUACAUCAACACCUCGCUUCUCAUCCGCUGCCCCCUCUUCUUUCUCUCCCUCCUGCGCGACCUCAACGGGUACCUCCAACUCGGCGGUCUGGUUCUCCGCUCCCUCCGCGAGAUGGCGCAGGUGCUCGGCGUCGUCUACAAGAUCCCGCGGGUGCUCAUGGACGAGAUGAUGUUCUCCAUCCUCAACGAGCAUCUGAACCAGUUGCAGACGGUCUCAUUGUGCGGGCGGAAGGUGGUCAACUGGUCCGAACCGGUCAACGUGUCCGUCCUCAAACAGGUGCAGCAUGACACCGGAGCUCUCCCCUGUGAGAUCCUCGCCUACGCGCUUACGGCCUCCGUGCAGAGUUACUUCGAGAAGAACGGAUAUCCGCUCCCGAAGAAGGUUCACACUACCGUCAGGUUCAUCUCGCAGGAGGAUAUUUUGAAAACUAACAAAAGAUUAUCGAAUGGCAUCCUGUGUUUUGACCUGCCCCUGCACAUCCCGAAAGACGACCCACUGUACAGCCUGAACAUAACGCAAUACGCAUUGCACAACACGCUGAUCAAACAGUCUUCGAUCUACCUGGCCUCAUCCCUGAGAUUAGACCUCAACCUCUUGACGUACGUUCUACCCUCUGUGGCCGUGCGGUUUUUGUUGUACCUUCUCACGAGGCACUACUCUGUCACAAUCACUCAAGUUGAGGGGAAUUUCAACGAAACCAAGAGGAAAAAACUGCUGUGGGGACAGGAAAUUGAGAAUAUUAUCUACUGGAGACCACCGCAAGCAAAUAUCAGUUUAUCACUGACACUGAUGUGUUACGGAGAAGAGGUGCGGUUGGGCACCAUGGCUGAUGCCGAGCUGAUGCCUCAUCACUUAGUCAUCCUCAAGGAAUUCCCGCAGAAGAUCAACCAACUGGCCUCAGCUGCUGCCCUCCUUCGACAACACUACUCAUCUAGUCUAUCCUCCCUCGAUAUGAGCACCGCCUCGGAUUCAUCCCUCCACCUUGAUUUUUCUGAGUAGAGUUUCUACUAGUUUCUUGUGUUGUUCUACUCAAAUGAGCAUUGGUUUGAAAUUUGAGCACGAAUGCAUGCUCGGGUUUUUGAGAAAACUCAGAGAGGGAUUUUCUGCUGAAAUUUGUGCAACUACUUCGUACUAUAAAAGAACUUUUCGAAAAUUGUUGUUGUCGAAAAUGUUGUCAGGAAAUAUAAUCUUGAGUCCGUUAAGUCUGCAAUGAGGCAAAUUUUUCAGUCAUUGAAUGGGACACUCGACAAAGUAACAGAUGGGGCCCAUGAAAAUUUAUUAUUUUUUUAAUACAUCAGAUCUAGGGAGAAAAGGCAAAAGUCUGCAAGGCUUAAGACUACCUUGCAUCGAAAAAAUUACAAAUUGCGUCCUUUAUACUAUUCAUCUUUCAUUUUAUCAGCGUUAAGUGCAAAUAAUAGUGUCUCAAUCAGGAAUUAAUAUUCGAAGUUUGCUGCAGUCUACUUGUUUUAAGGAGGUAAUGUGUUACAUGUCGCUUUACUUCGUCCUUUUUCUAUAUGUUGUUGUCCAUUGUCGUACGUUUUUUAUGCAUUUUAUAAAGCCGCAGAACAAUUUAUUAUUUAAAAAAGAGUUUUUCUAAAAUGCAAAGAUAUUUCUUUUAAAUAUAAAGAAGUUUUUCGUCUUUAAAAAAGGGUGUAAGACGUCAACAGCAGCACUGAUAAACGUCGCUAACUAGUUAGAUUACAUGCAUAUAAGGCACUGAUCUGAACUAACAGUACAAAUGACGUCAUCCGUCCUGUUUUCAAAAGAUCAACUUUGAACGCAGAAACUUGGUGACGAGAUGAUUUCUCGCUUCUUUGCUGACAUUUAAAAUUCUACAUCAAAACAAGAGUCUAGAACGCUUGUAUCUGAUCCGAUAAAAUUUAUACUAAUUGCGCUUUUUGAAAUGAAGAGCAAUUUGUGAGACUUCACUUAUGCUUUUACGCCUCUUUCCCUAUUUAGAGGGAAUUUCAGCCAAGUUGGAAUUUAGGAAAGUUUUUCUAUUUCUUCCUAAAAGAAGGGUUGGCAUCUUGUACUUCCAAACUUUUUUAGGUUUUAACUUUUAAAGCACACUGUUUUUAAUGCUGAACUUUUUGUAAGAGAAUUUUUCAAAUCGUUGGGGACUGAGUAACUGAACUGGUCAAUUUGGGAGAAAAGGGUUUUAGAAAAACUUGACUCAACAAAAAUAAAAAUUUUAAAGCGCAAAAAUGUGUGGUACUAAUCGUGUGUUGAGGGCAUGAAGUAGCUCUUUUUUCGACUUUCUAUUAGCCCAGUGAGGUUACACGUUCUCUCGAUGUUGAUAAUUAUUUUAUGUACAAAUUUGUUUGUAUCUUUAAGUGCGUAUGAUUUGUCCUACAUUUUAGUGUUUUUAUGCCUGUUUAUUUAUUUUUAGUCGUUAAGCUCAAUUAAUCUGUACGUUCAUUAAUUUUACCGCUGAACUGGUCAACCCAAAUAUUGUUGGACACCUAUAUAAUCUUUUAUCAAAUUCAUCUACUAUUGGUUGAGUUUAAAUGCAAUUCAUCAUAUUCUGGUUAAAUUGCUUCACUUUUCAUGUAAUUUAGCGUUUGUGAUUUUAGAGUAAAUUAAAUUCCAUAAAUAUACUCAUUUUGUGCUUCAGGCUCA